AUGGCCGGUACAGGGUCGACAGAGCUACAUGUGAAGCAAGAGGUGGAGACACAGGAGCUAGGCUUGACGUCGCCAGACGAUGCUGCGUCCAAGCUCGUCCAGGACGAGACUGGGCCAAAGACUGUGCAGCCAAAGCCCGAGAGGACGCAAUCAGAAGCCACCUCUUGGGAUCAGUCCUGGGAUGUCAGGCGCAGCCGCGGGUGGCACAAGCGUCACAAAAUCCCCACGGUGGAAAAGAGCAAGGUCCUCGAUCUCAGCAAAGAUCACCCAAAGUCAAGCGUCAGGACUUUCCUGACUCGUUAUCUUGCCUUGGACCCCACCUGCGAGCACUACCGGUAUGUGAAGCGGGCUCCGGAUGCGAACGGUCAAUUUCAAGCAGAGCUGCACGUACCCAGCUUCAAUUGCAAAGUCUAUGUGGGGGUGCCCAGCAGCACAGAAAAGGAAGCUGAGAAGUCUGCCGCAGAGAAUUUCCUCCAGGACUCGGACGUUCAACUUGCUGCCAAGAAUCUUCCUCCAACGAUGCAAAGCAUCAAGCGCCGCAACAAGGCCGACCAGAACUUGAAAAGGCAGUGCCGUGAGCGUGGACUGUCUAUUUUCGAACUGAGCCGAGAGCAGUACAACGAAGCCCGUGAGAAGGACUGGCAUACUUCCGAUUGA
Messenger RNA from Symbiodinium sp. CCMP2592, 657 nucleotides. The record is from the annotation of a GenBank genome assembly. NCBI's taxonomy places the organism in Eukaryota, Dinophyceae, Suessiales, Symbiodiniaceae.